AUGAUUACCGGUAAAUUCUUUUGUUUGGAUUCUGCAUGCGUGCGCUACUGAGUCAUUUGAACUUAUAGACCAGAAAUUGGGUUAGGCAACCCCAUCUCCGCGGUCUUCUAUAGCUCAAUUGGUAGAGCAUGGCGCUUCUAACGCCAGGGUAGUGGGUUCGAUCCCCGGGACCACCCAUACGUAAAAAUGUAUGUACACAUGACUGUAAGUCGCUUUGGAUAAAAGCCUCUGCUAAAUGGCAUAUUAUAUUAUUAUUAUCUCUCUCUCUCCUGUGUGUUUUACGAUACGGGGCGGUAUCGACAUUGGGGUGUAGGACAUGUGCGGCCCCUCCUCUAGCUGGUGACGGAUAAUAGUAGUGGGUGUGAGGUGGAUUUGAACUUGCAGCCGGGGCAGAGUGGAGGAGACUCCUAGCUAAUGUCCGAGCAGACUGCGCUGCUGGAAUUAAACUAGAUCGAAAACUUACUUGGUGGAUAUCUGGACCCAAGGUAGGAUAUUAUCGUUGCUUUACUCCGUCGCUUACGAGUCGAUUUGCAGUGGACUUUUUGUAACAGAUCCUCAGUUAGAUGAUGGUUCACAUCGAUGUCUGCUCAUUGACAUUUUUCACGCUUUGCUUGCUGUGAUGUAUCACCGUCUAUACUGUAUAUCCACGGGCAUUCAAAGAGAGAGAAAGAUGUCAGUCAGAGUAUGGGUGGUCAGGUUGAGGAAUGUUCUCACAAUGAUCGAGGAUCUUUAGCCUAUAAGAGCUCCAUUAACAGACCUCACACCAGGGGUUAGAGCUUUUUAUGGCCAGGCCAUUUGCAGUGAUUGACAACUGAUCAAAUAUAACCUUAUCGCUGCUGCUGUGGUUGAGCGCGAGGCGAGCGAGUUUAUCAUUUCAAUUUCAGGGACGGCUCCGGCGCGCGUCACAGCUGUCCAAUUGCGCGCAGGGACAUCUGUAGUGAAGUUGUCCCCAUUGUCCUCAGCUUCAGCCAGGUGUGUGUGUGUUUAGCCAGUUUCCACGGAGCUGCUGGAGAGAUGGCCCUGCUUGUCAAAGCUGUCUUCACAGUGUGUUAUUUCAUUGAUUGUUCCAAUAUGACUCAAAGCAGUGUCCCAACAAAGUUUUUAUUACUUCCAUUAUCUUACUUAGUGGCUGUAGCUUUUAUAGGCAUUAGUCUCUUGUCCAUUAGUUUCCCUGUUCCAGAACAGCACCACUCUCUAUUGUCAGACAAUAGGGCUCCCUAGCUCUGUGUUUGUAUGUUUUACCUUUCAACACCAUAGUGAAGUGAAAUUUAGCAUGUAGGUAGUUCAACACAAAGGCUAAACAAAAUAAUAAUGUUAAGUACAUAGUCUACAUACGUCGGCCGACAGUAUGUCACUUGCUCAGACUUGGCCAAUACUUGUAGUAAAAACUGACUGCAUAGUUGUUCCAAUAGGGCCAUGCAAGGUGAGGCCCCUGGAGUGUGUGUGCAUGCGUGCACAGGUAGAAUCACUAGUUUAAGUCUCACUCUGGAUUUCGCCCCUUAAUCGCUACAGUUUAUGUUAAAGUAAUAUAUACAGUAUACUGUAUGUCAUUCAUGAUCAUUUUGAUGUGAUGAACUCAGUGUGUGUGUUUGUUCCACAGGUUCUGUAGAGAUGUUACAUCUCAGGCACCUGCUCUGGCUGAUGUUUCUUUGUCCUGUUUUUGCUGAAAAAGGUGAAUCUUGCUGUGUAUGUUUUUGUGUGUGUGUGUGAGAGAGAGAGAGAGAGAGAGAGAGAGAGAGAGAGAGAGAGAGAGAGAGAGAGAUAGAGAGAGACACGCAAAUGUGACACAGACACGCACAAUUUUCCACUGACAAACUGGAAACAAAAAACUGAAAGAGACAUUCACGCAGCUCCAUUCAUCUUUCUCAAUCCUGUAGACACGCACACACACAGGGUUGGGUAAGUAACUUUCUAAAUGUAAUCCAUUAGUUACUAGUUAACUGUCCAAAAUUGUAAUCAGUAAUGUAACUUUUGCAUUACCCAAACUCAGUAACGUAAUCUGAUUACUUUCUGAUUACUUUCUGAUUACUAUCCCCUUAAGAGGCAUUAGAAGAAGACAAAAAGGAUCCAUCAAAUGCAUUUGGUGUGUCAUAGUGAUCUCUGACUUGUGGUGAGACUUGCUCAGGUGGAACAAACUUAAACUUGUGCCUUUAUUCAUUGUCAUUGAGAAAAGUAAUCCAAGAAGUAAUCAUCUAGUUUUUCAAAAGUAUCUGUAAUCUAGUGCAGGGAGAUUAACCGAAAUGUAAGUUUUUUGGGGGGUUAUUAAACAACUAAUUGACUGACGGUUCAAUUACUUGAAUUCCAUUCAGUUCAAGAGAGAUCAAGUCAAGAACUAUGUGGGACGCUGGGCUGAAGGGAGUUGUAGUUUUCAUUAAGAAAAUAUUCAUCCUAGUUCAGCGCAGAAAAGUGGUAAUUAGACUGCAUGAGAGAGGAAUGUACACAACCCCACAACGAGAGAGACAGAGACAGUUCGUGAAAUUAUGCCUUAUCUACUUUGAAGAACUAGUAAAAUGAUUUUGUCAGACAGCUCUGCAGCAUGCUUAGGCAGGUUAGCUAAACAGUAUGACUAAAGACAGUACAGUAUGGGUAGCACAGAGAUAACGUUAUCUGACUAGCUGGCUGCUACUGCCUGAGCAGAGAUGAGAUGAUGACUUUAAGGAAUGAAAAAUUAUAAAGUCAUGAAAUAAAAACUAAGUAAUAUACACAACUGAAAUAUUGUAUUAUUUCAUCAUAUUUGUUUUAUUGAUGUCAAUCCAAUGUGGACCUGACAGAGACAAUGGAAUAUUUUUUAUAUGUUGGCAAUUGAAUGUUCACUAUUUUUGGCUUUGGAAUUUCCAUUAAAAGCUCUAAAAUCAUUUUAAGGUAACUAUUUCAGAAUAUUUUUAAUGUUGGAAAAAAACAUGACUAUUUUUAAAUAAUCAAACCGAAACUCAACCGACCUCAAAAAGCACUAAUCGCUCAGCACUACUGUAAUCUGACAGCAAUAUUUUUUCUGGUAACGUAACUGAUGUCAGUUAGUUUUUUGUAAUUUACAUAUAAUCAAUUACUCUCCAACCCUGCACACACACACACACACAUGCUUCCAGUUACUGUACCUACAUCUGGGGUUGGAUUAAUCACACUGUAAGCCAUCCGCACCACAUACAGCCCUCCACUAAACCCAUUCACAAACUAAACCCAUGCUCUGUGUAUCUGUUUGUUCUGUGUCAUUUAGUGACUUGCAGGCGAUCUGUCCUGAAUUAAACCCAUCCACCCUGUGUGCUAUCUGCCCUGAGUUAACUUUACAUGCUUAUUCUGUAGUCAUUUGAACUAUUAACCCCUGACCUUGACCCUCACUCUAUGACCUUUAACCCUGACCCCUAGCCAUGACCCCAAAUCUCAUAUACUUGCUCAUCAGUUUUGAUAAUAUAGCCAUUUUUGUCCUUACUAACAUGGCUAGAUAGUAACUCCCUCUGUCUCUGUCUUUAGAUCCAUCAUGGAGGAUCACGGUAGAGAAAGCUGCCCCCGCUAGUGGCUCUCUGGCUGGCAGGGUGGUGCUACCAUGCCACUACUCCAUCACCCCCACCUCCUCAAACACCCCCACCACACACACCCCUACACUCACCCACAUCCACACCCCUAACACCCAGGGUCCAGAGGACCAGCUGAGGAUCAAGUGGAGCAAGCUGGAGGGAGAUGGGGAGCAUGUGGUGUUGGUGGCCCAGGGAGGAGUGAUCAAGGUGGGGCAGGAGUACAAGGGAAGGGUGUCUGUGCCCAGCCACCCCCAGGCAGUAGGGGAUGCCUCGCUGAUCGUUGUCCGCCUGAGGGCUAGCGACGCUGGGCUGUAUCGCUGCGAGGUCAUGCAUGGGAUGGAGGACACCCAGGAUACUGUUCAUCUCAAUGUCAGUGGUGAGUGGACACACACACGGUAGCAGACACACACAGUAGCACACACUCACACUCACACACACAUUUCGCCCAUUAGAAUGUGUAAAUAAUAUAAUAUAUGCCAUUUAGCAGACGCUUUUAUCCAAAGCGACUUAUAGUCAUGCGUGCAUGCAUUUUACUUAGGAGUGGUCCUGGGUGGUCCAUGCGCUUUUGUCAUUAGUUACAGGAGUUGUUGGGUAAUAUAAAUAAUGUGAAACUCUCUAAUGCUAACUGUUUCCUGUCAUUCCCACUCAGACGUGCUGGUCCAUAGGGAGCCUUUAGUUAGUCUGUAAAGGUACCAUGGUGUGGUCAUGUGUCAGCGUUAUUAAGGUGGAAUAGUGCAGUUAGCUUUCUUGGACAGCAGAGCUGAGCAGUACGUCAAGUCAUCAUUACUAGACUGAGGAACUAACUGGCAGACAGUGGUGUUGUAGGAAUCCAGGAGAGGGGCUGUCUUGAACAUCUUGAGACCUUGUGACUGGCGUUAGUGACUCAGCUUCAUCAUUACCUUCAGGUCAUCAUUACCUGCUCAGAUGGCAGGAGAUUCAGUCUGGGACUGUGAUGUGUGAGGCAGAGUACAUGGCUGGCUGAAACAUUUAGCAGGUUUGCAUACGUAGAUGGAGAAAUAUUAUUGUGUAUUCUGACCUGGCAGUACUGCUGUGUUUCUCUGGUUGUAACACACUACCUCAUGCUGGGUCUGAUCUGUGCAGACCUACAGGGCUGGUGUAGGUCUUCUGAGGAUAAGGUAGAGGUGGUCUGCUCUUUGGUCUCCUCUGCCCAAGGACACUAAGAGAGGGAGAGAGACUGAGACUGAGAGUAAUCCUGAGAGAUUAACCUAGAAAUGUAGCCCUCAUCUGACAAAGUCAUCAGUAGUCUACAGUAGCUAGUAUCACCAUGUUUCACAGCACGGCAGUCUAAUGACCAUUAGCUGUGCCAGAGUAAACUAAACCACAGAUUGUCUCCAGGUCUCUCUCUCUCUCUCCGAGUCUCUCUGGGUUGCAUGCUGAGGCAAAGCUGGCUCUACACCUGUAGUAUUGUUCACUAAACAUACAAACCUGAGUUCCAAAUCUUCUGCUCUGAUGGAUUUGUCCUAUCAAAUCUUUUACAAUACAUUGUGUUAUGUAGCUCAUGUUGGGGGUUGGUGGGGGUUACAGUAUACUACUGUGUGUGGCAUUCAAGCUGGGUAUCUUUCAAAAGGAGAGACCCCCUGAAUAGCCCAGAUUAUCCCAGAUUCCACAUUAGAGAUGAACAACAGUCCGUUGAUACAGUACAGCCUUUGUGUGUGUAGAUACAGCCCGCUCUUCAGUCUCUGUUCACUAGGCAACAGACAGAGACUGCUCUAUUAGACUAACAACUGUCCUUUUACUGCAUGUCAGUCUAUUCAGUCUACUCUAUAACUGGAGCCAGUUUCCUAGAGGGAAAAAUUAUGAACUCUUAUGAACUUGGAAAAUAGGGGUCUGAUUGCACAAGACAAACAUUCUCAUAUAGUUUCAGGAUGUCAUAGAGCUAAAGUAUCAUAGCGCUUUCUUUUUAUCUGUCUCCCCUGCAGAACGAUGGUUGUAUUACUUGGUUGUCUCAGUUUCCUUAUUUGAAUGCACGUUUUGUACAGUAAGUUGAUCUGGAUAACAGUGGAUCCAAAACUACACACACACACACGCACGCACACACACACACACACACACACACACACACACACACACACACACACACACACACACACACACACACACACACACACACACACACACACACACACACACACACACACACACACACACACACACACACACACACACACACACACACACACACACACACACUGACAUCCUGUCUCUGUCUCUCCAGGUGUGGUGUUUCACUACAGGUCUAGCUCUAGUCGUUACACCUUGUCCUUCCCUGGGGCCAUUGAAGCGUGUUUCGCUGCCGGGGCCACCAUCGCUACAGCCGAACAGCUGACCGCCGCCUUCGAGGACGGACUGGACCAGUGUGACGCCGGCUGGAUAGCUGACCAGACCGUCAGGUGUGUGUGUGUGUUACUUGAGCUCUCAACUGAUAAACCCAUCUCAGGGAUACCUCCGUCCCUGUCAGAGUUUGUAUUGAAGACUACAUUUCCCAUGCUCCCUCUCUCUUCCUUGUAGAUACCCAAUCAUGAAGCCCCGUCCUGGUUGCAUGGGCGAUAUGAAGCACAGACCUGGGAUCAGGACGUAUGGGCUCAGAGACCCUAAAGAGACCUACGACGUCUACUGCUAUGUAGACAAACUACACGGUGAGGGAGUGUUAGUGUUGUUGUUUCUUGAUGGUGAGCUAAAGCAAUGUCAGCGUGUGUCUCUUUGGGUAAAGUGUGUGUAUAUCUCCCCUGUACUGUAGGUGAGGUGUUCUAUGCUCCUAUCAGCUACAAGCUGACCCUUCGCCAGGCCAAGCAUGAGUGUGAGAGGCAGGGGGCGGUGCUCGCCUCCCCUGGUAACCUGUUCGCCGCGUGGCGUGGAGGACUGGAUCGCUGUGACUACGGCUGGCUGUCAGACGGCAGUGCCCGCUACCCCAUCUCCGUCCCCAGGCCCCAGUGUGGAGGAGGGCUGCUGGGGGUCCGGACCCUGUACCGAUUCCCUGACCAGACAGGCUUCCCCAACCCUAUUGACAGACAUGGAGCUUUCUGUUUCAAGGGUAAGACUACUGUAAUACUAUUACCACCACUGUUACUGCUGUCGCUGCUGCUAAGACAGUGAUGACAAUGGCGAUUACAUUUAUGCUGAUAAGGAUAGGAAGGAAGAGGACGAGGACGAGGAUGAGGAGGGAGAAAGUGAAGAGGAGGAGGAGAAGGAGGAGGAUAACGAGAAAGAGAGGGAGGAGGAGGAGGAGGAGAAAGAGGAGAGAGGAGACAUGCUGUCUUGAUGAAAGACAGAGAGAAAACGUGAGAGGGGUAGAGAAGAGUUGAUCCUCUAUUGUAGUAACAGACAGGCAGACUUGGCAGGGGAGUAUCAUCAGGGAUAUUUAUGCAGCUUGAGUUUCUCUCAGGCUCAAUGAGUUAUGACCCGUCCUGUGUGAGGAAGAACUCUCACCCUGUUUUCACUUCCUGCUGAGGGUUAUCUAAAUGGCCAAGCCUGGGGGGACAGAUCACAUCUCAGUAGAGAGAGCGAGGAGGGGAUGGAGAGAGAGAAAGUGAGGUAUGGAGGGAAUGAGGGAGGAGGAGAAUGAGAAUGAGGGAGCGAGACAUAGAAGGGGGGAGAGGAGGAGGCCAGUGUUACAUGAAAGUCCUUUUACAGUAAAAGACUUAAGACAUAUGCAUGUAACCCACAUUUAUUCCUACAUCUCCCGUUGAUAUCAAUGCAUGGUUUAUGUAAUAGUUCAAGUUACGAGCAUGUGUUCUAAGUUAGAAUCUGGCCCACAAAGUGUUUAAAGCUUUUAAAAGGACUUUUAUUGUGAUAUCAUGUUGGACACGUCUGUUUGCACAGUGAGCGUUUACUUUAUAUCACAUCUGGAAAGACAAUGGCCCACUCCCUUCCUCUCCCAGCCUUACAGUGGCUUGCGAAAGUAUUCACCCCCCUUGGCAUUUUUCCUAUUUUGUUGCCUUACAACCUGGAAUUAAAAUGGUUGGUAUCAUUUGAUUUGCACAACAUGUCUACCACUUUGAAGAUGCAAAAUAUUUUUUCUUGUGAAACAAACAAGAAAUAAGACAAAAAAACAGAAAACUUGAGCGUGCAUAACUCUUCACCCCCCCCAAAGUCAAUACUUUGUAGAGCCACCUUUUGCAGCAAUUACAGCUGCAAGUCUCUUGGGGUAUGUCUCUAUAAGCUUGGCACAUCUAACCACUGGGAUUUUUGCCCAUUCUUCAAGCAAAAACUGCUCCAGCUCCUUCAAGUUGGAUGGGUUCCGCUGGUGUACAGCAAUCUUUAAGUCAUACCACAGAUUCUCAAUUUGAUUGAGGUCUGGGCUUUGACUAGGCCAUUCCAAGACAUUUAAAUGUUUCCCCUUAAACCACUCAAGUGUUGCUUUAGCAGUAUGCUGGAAGGUGAACCUCCGUCCCAGUCUCAAAUCUCUGGAAGACUGAAACAGGUUUCCCUCAAGAAUUUCUCUGUAUUUAGCGCCAUCCAUCAUUCCUUCAAUUCUGACCAGUUUCCCAGUCCCUGCCAAUGAAAAACAUCCCCACAGCAUGAUGCUGCCACCACCAUGCUUCACUGUGUGGAUGGUGUUCUCGGGGUGAUGAGAGGUGUUGGGUUUGAGCCAGACAUUGAGUUUUCCUUGAUGGCCAAAAAGCUCAAUUUUUGUCUCAUCAAACACCAAACGUGUUUGCUUAUUUUUUUCUUUAAGCAAUGGCUUUUUUCUGGCCACUCGUCCGUAAAGCCCAGCUCUGUGGAGUGUACGGCUUAAAGUGGUCCUAUGGACAGAUACACCAAUUUCCACUCUGGAGCUUUGCAGCUCCUUCUGGGUUAUCUUUGGUCUCUUCGUUGCCUCUCUGAUUAAUGCCCUCCUUGCCUGGUCUGUGAGUUUUGGUGGUCGACCCUCUCUUGGCAAUUUUUUAAUAAUGGAUUUAAUGGUGCUCCGUGGGAUGUUCAAAGUUCCUGAUAUUUUUUUAGAACCCAACCCUGAUCUGUACUUCUCCACAACUUUGUCCCUGACCUGUUUGGAGAGCUCCUUGGUCUUCAUGGUGCUGCUUGCUUGGUGGUUGCCCCUUGCUUAGUGGUGAAAGGCCCCAUACUCUGGGGCCUUUCAGAACAGGUGUAUAUAUACUGAGAUCAUGUGACAGAUCAUGUGACACUUAGAUUGCACACAGGUGGACUUUAUUUAACUAAUUAUGUGACUUCUGAAGGUAAUUGGUUGCACCAGAUUUUAUUUAAGGGCUUCAUAGCAAAGGGGGUGAAUACAUAGGCACGCACCACUUUUCCAUUAUUUAUUUCUUAGAAACCAGUUAUUUUUUUCAUUUCACUUCACCAAUUUGGACUAUUUUGUGUAUGUCCAUUACAUGAAAUCCAAAUAAAAAUCCAUUUCAAUUACAGGUUGUAAUGCAACAAAAUAGGAAAAACGCCAAGGGGAAUGAAUACUUUUGCAAGGCACUGUACUGUAUUCCCCAUACUCCCAGCCUUACUGUAUCACCCCAUACUCCCAGCCUUACUGUAUCACCCUAUACUCCCAGCCUUACUGUAUCACCCCAUACUCCCAGCCUUACUGUAUCACCCCAUACUCCCAGCCUUACUGUAUCACCCCAUACUCCCAGCCUUACUGUAUCACCCUAUACUCCCAGCCUUACUGUAUCACCCCAUACUCCCAGCCUUACUGUAUCACCCCAUACUCCCUGCCUUACUGUAUCACCUCAUACUCCCUGCCUUAUGUCUAUUGGUCUCUAACCAAUAUCACAUUAUUCUCCCUGCAUUACUGCACUCUUCCUCUAUCUACCUUACUUUGGUCUGCAGUCUCCAACCUCUCCAUCCUCUAUCAACCUUAAUGUGGUCUGCAGUCUGCAACCUCUCCAUCCUCUCUCUACCAUACUGGAGUCUCCAACCUCUCCAUCCUCUCUCUACCUUACUGCAGUCUCCAACCUCUCCAUCCUCUCUCUACCUUACUGCAGUCUCCAACCUCUCCAUCCUCUCUCCACCUUACUGCAGUCUCCAACCUCUCCAUCCUCUCUCUACCUUACUGCAGUCUCCAACCUCUCCAUCCUCUCUCUACCAUACUGGAGUCUCCAACCUCUCCAUCCUCUCUCACCUUACCUGCGUCUCCAACCUCUCCAUCCUCUCUCCACCUUACUGCAGUCUCCAACCUCUCCAUCCUCUCUCUACCUUACUGCAGUCUCCAACCUCUCCAUCCUCUCUCUACCUUACUGCAGUCUCCAACCUCUCCAUCCUCUCUACCUUACUGCAGUCUCCAACCUCUCCAUCCUCUAUCUACCUUAUCUGCAGUCUCCAAUCUCUCCAUCCUCUCUACCUUACUGCAGUCUCCAAUCUCUCCAUCCUCUCUCUACCUUACUGCAGUCUCCAACCUCUCCAUCCUCUAUCUACUUUACUGCAGUCUCCAAUCUCUCCAUCCUCUUUCUACCUUAUCUGCAGUGUCCAACCUCUCCAUCCACUCUCUACCUUAUCUGCAGUCUGUAACCUCUCCAUCCUCUCUCUACCUUACUGCAGUCUGCAACCUCUCCAUCCUCUCUCUACCUUACUGCAGUCUCCAACCUCUCCAUCCUCUCUCUACCUUACUGCAGUCUCCAACCUCUCCAUCCUCUCUCUACCUUAUCUGCAGUCUGCAACCUCUCCCUCCUCUACUUGCCUUGCUGUUGGCUGCAGUCUCCUACCUCCCAUUCUUCUGCCUUACCGCAGUCUCCAAGUCUCCAACCUCCCCUUCCUCUCCCUGCCUCCCUGCCAUACUGCAGUCUGCAACCUCCCCUAACGCUUCAUCCUAUCUCUACCUUACAGUCUCCAACUCCACGGCUGAUUUAGCCCAGUGUCUCCAACAUGGUUGGUUAAGGCCCAUUCUUUAAGGGUCAGGGCUUAAGACUGGAUCCUGGCUCGAAACAUGGCUCUGAUUUGGUGGGUCACUAGAAAACUUUAAAAGCUGUAGGUGGGUCACAGCAGAGACCCAGUUACAGUUAGGAACUCAAGCAGUUUAUAGUGUGGUGUUGCAAGGUGGAUGGGUUCUGCAGAGAAAUAGGGCUCUGUUUAACUCUACCUCUCUCCUGUUCCUCACAUUUAUGGGGCUGUGUGUUUUAUACGAGGGGAAAACCCAACUCAUGCUCUCUAAGACAGAAACAGGACAGGUCCCUAAUGCACUACAGCUGGCCCCUGCCCAGAGAGAGAGUGUAACAAGAGAGAAAGCGAAAGAGGAGGGAGAGAGAGUCUGAGAAAGAAAGCGAGCAACGCAAGUCUUACUUGCCCAAGAGUAUCAUUAUCAUUAUCAUCAUCAUCAUCAUCAUCAUGAUCAGAAUAGAUUUACACACUUGCAAUCCUCUUUUUCCAGAAACCAAAUAUUAUGUUGCAAUCUACUGGUUUCUAAAAUACCAGAAAAUGAAAUCCAUAACAUAAUUCACAUGUAAAUCACCUGAAACAGUAAGGUCUCUGACAGUGUGGUACUGAUUUAUACAGCUCAGAACGUACAGUAUAUGUGAGCUGCCUCAUGCACAGUGGACGUGACAUGGCUAUAGGGACAGACUGCAGGCCAGCCAACCAGAUGGCCUGGCCCAGCCAAACACAUGACAUCAGACCUGGGCUGGAGCUGAGCAGGAGCAGGAGCUGGACUGUCCAGGUCCCCUCACAGUGUGAGUGAGCAGGCUAACUAACUCCCCUGAGUGUCUUUGCUCAGAGUCCUGCAAGCUAUAAACGCCUCUAACAGUCACAAAGAGAGAGAGAGAGAGGGGGGUGGUGGAGAGGAAGAUAAAGCAAUGGAGAGAGGGAGUGAACGUGUGAGAAAGAGAGGGAAAGAGAAAAAGGGGGAGAGAAGGGGUAAGGGGGGAGGAUCCCAGCUCCUUCAUCUAUACAUGGCCUCAACAUUUUGAGAGGAGGUGGAAUGUUGAAAUGGAAUAUAUACAGUAUCAGUCAAAAGUUUGGACACACCUACUUAUUCCAGGGAUUUUCUUUAUUUUUACUAUUUUCUACAUUGUAGAAUAAUAGUGAAGACAUCAAAGCAAUGAAAUAACACAUAUGGAAUCAGGUAGUAAACAGAAAAGUGUUAAACAAAUCCAAAUAUAUUUAUAUUUGAAGUUUCUUCAAAGUAGCUACCCUUUGCCUUGAUGACAGCUUUGCACACUCUUGGCAUUCUCUCAACCAGCUUCAUGAGGUAGUCACCUGGGAUACAUUUCAAUUAACAGGUGUGCCUUCUUAAAAGUUCAUUUGUGGAAUUUAUUUCCUUCUUAAUGAAGAUAGCCCUAUUUGGUAAAAGACCAAGUCCAUAUUAUGGCAAGAACAGCUCAAAUAAGCAAAGAGAAACAACAGUCCAUCAUUACUUUAAGACAUGAAGGUCAGUCAAUACAGAAAAUAUCAAGAACUUUGAACGUUUCUUCAAGUACAGUCGCAAAAACCAUCAAGCGCUAUGAUGAAACUGGCUCUCAUGAGGACCGCCACAGGAAAGGAAGACCCAGAGUUACCUCUGCUGCAGAGGAUAAGUUCAUCAGAGUUAACUGUACCUCAGAUUGCAGCCCAAAUAAAUGCUUCACCGAGUUCAAGUAACAGACACAUCUCAACAUCAACUGUUCAGAGGAGACUGUGUGAAUCAGGCCUUCAUGGUCGGAUUGCUGCAAAGAAACCACUACUAAAGGACACCAAUAAGGAGAAGAGACUUGCUUGGGCCAAGAAACAUGAGCAAUGGACAUUAGACCGGUGGAAAUCUGUCCUUUGGUCUGAUGAGUCCAAAUUUGAGAUUUUUGGUUCCAACCGCCGUGUCUUUGUGAGAUGCAGAGUAGGUGAAUGGAUAAUCUCCGCAUGUGUGGUUCCCACCGUGAAGCAUCGAGGAAGAGGUGUGAUGGUGUGGGGGCGCUUUGCUGGUGACAAUGUCUGUGAUUUAUUUAGGCACCCUUAACCAGCAUGGCUACCACAGCAUUCUGCAGCGAUACGCCAUCCCAUCUGGUUUGCGCUUAGUGGGAAUAUCAUUUGUUUUUCAACAGGACAAUGACCCAACACACCUCCAGGCUGUGUAAGGGCUAUUUGACCAAGAAGGAGAGUGAUGGAAUGCUGCAUCAGAUGACCUGGCCUCCACAAUCACCCGACCUCAACCCAUUUAGAGAUGGUUUGGGAUGAGUUGAACUGCAGAGUGAAGGAAAAGCAGCCAACAAGUGCUCAGCAUAUGUAGAACUCCUUCAAGACUGUUGGAAAAUCAUUCCAGUUGAAGCUGGUUGAGAGAAUACCAAGAGUGUGCAAAGCUGUCAUCAAGGCAAAUGGUGGCUACUUUGAAGGAUCUCAAAUGUAAAAUAUAUUUUGUUUUAUACUUUUUUAGUUACUACAUGAUUCCAUUUGUGUUAUUUCAUAGUUUGGAUGUAUUCACUAUUAUUCUACAAUGUAGAAAUUGUACUGUACAUUAAACUUAAUUAUGUCAUUACCGUGUGUCAGUAAGGUUAACGUACGUCAGCUGCCCAUGAGACAAGCUAGCACGUUAUAAAAUACCUGUGUGUGUCUGCUUUUGUUUGUGUGUGUGUGUGUGUGUGUGUGCUUGUGUUUGUGUGUGUGUGUGUGUGUAUGUAAGGCCUUGCCUUCCAUUUUCCUCUUAUGGUAAAGAUUUACUGGAGAUCCACAGAUGUUGUUUGAUGCCAAACUCAUAUUUCUCUGUGGUUUACACAGACAGCCUGUGGGUGGAUUAUAUGGGCAGACAAUGUAAAGACUUUGGGUUAGGGUUAUAGGCUAUUGUAUACAGGAAGAAAAGAGAGAGGGCUAACAUGUUGGCUCAAGAUGUGCUCCAGUGUUGAAACAUAGCAGGUUAUGUGAAGCCAAAUGGGUGUGUGUGUGUGUUUCCGCGCGCAUGGAGGUUGGAGGUUUACUGUUGUCCUAAAACAACCAGUUUUAACACAGUUCAGACACCAUGCUGUCUAAAAAUACAGACCUCCUGGCAGUUAUACAGAGGGGGUUAUUAUCCUGACAGACUGACACCACUGGCACUGACGCUUUCCCUGGUUUAUUCUUGACGGCUGACGUCUCUCUUUAAAAAUCUAACUCUCUGGGUUGGAUUUCCAUUUACAGCCUGUUGCUGUGAGCUGACACCGUUCUGAUUCUGACAAAAUCAUGUUUAGCAUUCUCUGUUAAAGUUGUGAUUCUUGUUAGUUUUUUAUUUACUAAGGCACAGCAUCGAACAUCUGACCCCCAUCUGACCCCCAUCUGACCCCCAUGGUUCAUCUGGAACAUCUGACCCCCCCCCCUCUUUCUCUCUAUACCUUUGAGUACAUUACUGUACUUUGACUGUUAUCUCAGGUGGGGGUAUAUGUUCCUGUUAAAAGUGUUGUGACCAGAGCUAAACAUCUCACAUCUCUCUGUCUCUGCAGGUAAGGAACCAGAGAUCACCACUCCUGGACCUGUGACGACCACAGACGCUCGCAGGACAGACACAGUUACAGAGAAACCUCAUGCUACCAACCACACAGGCAGACCAAACCUUACAGACCCAACUCACACAGCCAGAACUGACCACACAGUUACAGACAGAGCUCACACAGUUACAGAGAAACCUCAUGCUACCAACCACACAGGCAGACCAAACCUUACAGACCCAACUCACACAGCCAGAACUGACCACACAGUUACAGACAGAGCUCACACAGUUACAGAGAAACCUCAUGCUACCAACCACACAGGCAGACCAAACCUUACAGACCCAACUCACACUGCCAGAACUGACCACACAGUUACAGACAGAGCUCACACAGUUACAGAGAAACCUCAUGCUACCAACCACACAGGCAGACCAAACCUUACAGACCCAACUCACACUGCCAGAACUGACCACACAGUUACAGACAGAGCUCACACAGUUACAGAGAAACCUCACCACACAGAAAGACCACACCAAACUACUGCAGACCAAGACAGAAGUCAGGCUACAGGUGGACCACAUGAUACAGCUUAUACAGGCACAGACAGACAUCACACAGUUACAGACAGAACACACACCACCAAACACAAACAUCACACCACUGACCACAAGACAACAGACAAAGAAAAAACUACAGGAGACAGAACUGCAGACAGAAAGACCGACUCCUCUGUUGGUACCACUCUGUUCCCUGAGUAUGACGUGGAUGACUUUGGCCCAGACCUAACCAAGGUAGAGUCAGUCCCAAGCAGGGGUGAUACCCUGUUCCCCCUGCAGCUGCCACCACUCCCCACCACCCGCUUCCAGCCCACCCACCCCCACCUCGACAUCAACCAGGGGGGAGACCAGGUGGGAGAGGGAGAGACUCAGACAGGCUCAGGCAGAGGGGAGAGCAGUGGGAGUGGGGAGGGGAGCAGUAGUGAUGGGGCAAGUGAGGAGAAGGACAGGGUAGUAGUGACUCCUACACAGGGCUUCAUGGCCGGGACAGGGAUGGGAUCAGACCCCUCACGUCCAGGACAACCAAGUUACCCAGGACGUCCAGGGUCGGUCACCCCAGAGCAGGGCCAACCAGGCGGGGACAGAGUGACAGGACAAAAGCCUGCUGUGGUCUACAAGGAGGACGAGGGCCAGAGCUCUAGAACAACAACCCACAGCAUACCAGAAGCCACGGAAUCAUACAGCGUGGACCAAUCGGUGGGCAGCCCUCAUGAGGCGUCUCCCACCAAACCACCCUUCCACCUCAUCAUUGUCAACGUGCAUGACAAGAACCAAUCAGGUGAGAGUUUACUGUUGACUCUAGUGACAAGGUGUGGAGAUAAACCUAAUGUUGUUUAAUGUAAUUCACAACUAGCCUAACUCUUAUCUCAGGACUGCUAUCUCAGUAUGUAUGUGGACGUACUGUAACACCUCUGUUUAAAGGGAUUUUCCUCAUGAUUGUAUCACCAAACUAUGCAGUCUCAGCCCUCUUGUUGUGAAAUGACUAUAAUAACUUCUGUUGUGUACUCUAACAUUCUGAGUCUCUGUGGGUGACUGUGUGCUGAUUGACUCUGUACUCUGUACCCACAGUGGCCUGCUUCUAUUGAUGCUAUGUAGGCAGACAGACUGGUCAGAGAGAGAGACAGAUAGAGAGACAGAGAGAGAGACAGAGAGAGAGAGAGAGAGAGAGAGAGAGAGAGAGAGAGAGAGAGAGAGAGAGAGAGAGAGAGAGAGAGAAGAGAGAGAGACGAGGACAAGAGACAAAGAGCAGAGAGAUAGAACACACACACCAGCCGAAUAGAGAUAACAUCAAUUCUCUCUCUCCUAUCCACUAUCUCAUCUAUGCUACGUAUCUCUCUCUCUAAAUCGCUCGCCCUCUCUCCUCCAUCCAGAUAUACCUACUCAAGCCCUAUAUCUCAUCCCUCAUCUCUCGUACUAGACUAGAGAGAUAUGACCUCUACGAUAUCCUCUCAGAGAAUAAGAGAUAUUGCAUGGAAAGAGAGUAUACAGGACACACUGUUAAAGAGUGUGUGUGGCAUGGACAGGAAGGACACAGUGACCACUCUUAAACCAGGCUACUGCUGGACAACUGUGACCUAAACUGACCUCAUACAUCUCCAUAAUAUAUUAGUAUCUCCAGAUUUCCACCCAAGACACAUUUACGAGGGGUCUCUGAGAUCUGUCAUGUCAGUAAGCCUUGGCUGCUGUUGGAGUUCAGGAUCUGUGGGAGCUUUUUCAGAUUCAGGGCUGACCUCAUUUAGCUGUGUGCGUGCGUGCCUGCUUGCAGUGAUGCCUUGAGGAAAUGUGGGGCUUGACGAGGAUGAGCUCUGGAUGCUUUCUAGCUGUUUGUUGUCUUGUUUUAAUAGAGAAGUUGUAUCAUUAUCACCCCUGUCCAUUUACAAGCAAGCUGGCAGCACCAGUUUACAUGCAAACACAUCUGCAGAUUCUGCACAAACAGAUGUGGACAAACAUUAAGAAAUGUUUUGGUCUUUAUCUUAGUCGUCCAGGAACUUCUCAGAAAGAAAGAGAGAGAGAAAAAGAGAAAGACACUCUCAGACACACACACUCACACACACACACACUCACACAUACACACACUCACUCACACACACACACACUCACAUUGUUGCACACACUCACACACACACACUCACACACACACACACACACACGCACACACUCACACACACACACACUCACACACGUACACACACUCACACACACACACACACACACUCACACUCUCACACACACACACACACACACACACAUACUCACACACACACACACGCACGCACGCGCACACACACACACUCACGCACACACACACACUCACACACAAACACACAAACACUCACACACACUCACACACACAAACACUCACACACUCACACACUCACACAAACACUCACACACUCACACACUCACACAUACACACACACACACACACACACACAUACUGCAAGUAGGCCUAAGCAUUUCGUUGGCCGGUGUAUACCACGUGCAUACGACUAAUAAAACUUGAAACUUAAACUUGAAACACACACACACGACCCUGAGGUCUUUUGAAUCAAUCAGCGAUGUAAUCAUGGUCAACUAAUUACUCCCUUCAUCCCCCUUUCCCCUGUGAUGUGUGAAUCCACCCCGCUCCCCUACCCCCAUCCAAGCCAUAACAUUUAUGAAUGGCUAUUGUUCAUAAUUAAAGGGGCAUAUUGUAUAUUGGAUCCAGUAAGUUAGAUACAGUUCACCCAUACUCAUAAGACUCAGGUUCCUAAGUGGUUAUACACCAAUUUUACACUACAAUAAAAGCAAUAUUCAGUUAUGUCUAACUCCUGGUCAACAUCAGGUAACAAGGCACCUCCAGUUAUAUUGUGUACAUAUUUACACAUCUUUUUUACAAUCACUUUGGCACUAAUUUCAGAACCUUGACGUCAUUUUUCAAAACUCUAGACACAAAACUCAAAACGGUCAUCACUUGUAACACAGGCUGUCCAAUGUUCAAAACAUUGCAUUGUGCAUUCAUAUCUUUAAAGAAAUCUUGCACUUGCACAAUCAUUGGUUCAAAAAACAAAUGUAUUGUGAAAUACCAAUGAAACGUUAAUUUAGAUCACCCACACACAAGCAACCGAUAGUUUCACUGUGUCAUUGUUCGUACGAUCAUUAAAUAUUGUAGUACAAAAUAGGUGAUACAUGUUUCAUUAUGGUACUACAUGUAAAUACAUCCCUGUAAAAGUACUGCAGUAGUAGAGAGAAUACUACAGACACAGUGGAAUCAUUGAACAAAAUCUGAAAUAUAUUGAUGAAAAACAAUACAGUACUGUAAAACAUCAAAUGCAGUGUUCCUCAACUUGCUUGCUUGUACUGUAAAAAGCAAAACAUAGGAGUGAUUACUGUACUUCUACAUUUUCAUCAACUCUGUCUUGUGGUUUUGGCCACAGGUUCUCAUCUACAUCACAAUGGAUGUUUUCAUUAGCCAAACAUCUUGGAAAAAACCUUUGGCCAUGGCGAAUCCAGGCCUGACACUGGUCUGCCGUGAUGUCAUUGCAUGCGUCAUCCAUGGCCUGGAGAAGAGUGACUUAUUCAUGAGGGCGCCUAUCAUAAACCUUCCAUCUCCAUGUGGAGAAAAAUUCCUCAAUCGGGUUAAGGAAAGGAGAGUAUGGGGGUAAAUACAGGGUGGUAAAUUGUGCAUGGGCCUGAAACCAUGCUUGCACCAUAUGAGCAUGGUGGAACCUGACAUUAUCCCACACAAUGACAUAGGUCACGCCACCAGCUCUACAGGCCUGAUCGAGCUCAUCAAGGAAGGUUACAAGGGGACCAUAGAAACGGUGUCUGAUAAAGAAUGAUGAUGAAAUAUUACAUCCAUAGAUAAUGUAGUCUAAUUGGUUCAUGCUCCAUGCUAAUUGGUGACAAUGAAUCUCGUUACUUUGAAACUUUCAUGAUCUAAACAUGGAAUAUUGUUUGUCUGUUUCCAUACAACUAUGCAUUAAGAGCAAUGCAACAGUUACUUAUCAUUUUGAGCAGUUGUAUCAAUUGAUAGUUGGAUAAUUGUAAUGAAAUGAAUAGACACUCAUCUGAAAUGUAAUGUGUGAAUUGCCUUUUGAAAUAGUAGUACUUUGAUGUUAAGUUGUGUCAUAUUGAACAGGUGACUUUUGUUAAAUGAACAAAUGAUCUUAGUUUUAUGUGUAUUGUAUCCAAGCAAUUGAAAAAAGUGUUAGAGUUUUGAAAAAUGUGCAUUUUGAUCAUUGGUUGUGAGUUUUGUGUCUAGAGUUUUGAAAAAUGACGUCAAGGUUCUGAAAUUAGUGCCAAAGUGAUUGUAAAAAACUGUAAGUCAUGUAUUAGACGCUCUUAUCCAGAGGGACUUACAGGAGCAAUUAGGGUUAAGUGACUUGCUCAAGGGCACGUCAACAGAUUUUUCAUCUAGUCGGCUCAGGGAUUCGAACCAGCAACCUUUCGUUUUCUGGCCCAACGCUCUUAACCGCUAGGCUACCUACGCACACACAUAUGCGCGUGCACGCACGCAGGCACACACACACACACACACACACACACACACACACACACACACACACACACACACACACACACACACACACACACACACACACACACACACACACACACACACACACACACACACACACACACACACACACACACACACACACACACACACAGAGAGAGAGAGACAGACAGACAGAGACACACACACAUUCAACUGUAGAUUAAAAUGAUUUAUUUAUACCAUCCCGUCACAGUUUUUAUUUGUCCCCAGAGAUAUAACUAACCUCAGGUUUAGUGCUGACCAUCCGAUUGUGCUUCCCCCUUGCACCCGUUCCCACGAUAUAGGUUCCAUGUGUACCAUAAAGACCUAAUGAAGACACACAAACCUGCCUUGUUCCAGUAACACGUCUGGCUCGGAUCGACCCAGUCAUAGCCAACACACAGCAGACACUAUUCACUCUUUGUGGAUAAUAUUGCAAUGCUGAAACAAUUAUACAGUGGGGAAAAAAAGUAUUUAGUCAGCCACCAAUUGUGCAAGUUCUCCCACUUAAAAAGAUGAGAGAGGCCUGUAAUUUUCAUCAUAGGUACACGUCAACUAUGACAGACAAAUUGAGAUAUUUUUUCUCCAGAAAAUCACAUUGUAGGAUUUUUAAUGAAUUUAUUUGCAAAUUAUGGUGGAAAAUAAGUAUUUGGUCACCUACAAACAAGCAAGAUUUCUGGCUUUCACAGACCUGUAACUUCUUCUUUAAGAGGCUCCUCUGUCCUCCACUCGUUACCUGUAUUAAUGGCACCUGUUUGAACUUGUUAUCAGUAUAAAAGACACCUGUCCACAACCUCAAACAGUCACACUCCAAACUCCACUAUGGCCAAGACCAAAGAGCUGUCAAAGGACACCAGAAACAAAAUUGUAGACCUGCACCAGGCUGGGAAGACUGAAUCUGCAAUAGGUAAGCAGCUUGGUUUGAAGAAAUCAACUGUGGGAGCAAUUAUUAGGAAAUGGAAGACAUACAAGACAACUGAUAAUCUCCCUCGAUCUGGGGCUCCACGCAAGAUCUCACCCCGUGGGGUCAAAAUGAUCACAAGAACGGUGAGCAAAAAUCCCAGAACCACACGGGAGGACCUACUGAAUGACCUGCAGAAAGCUGGGACCAAAGUAACAAAGCCUACCAUCAGUAACACACUACGCCGCCAGGGACUCAAAUCCUGCAGUGCCAGACGUGUCCCCCUGCUUAAGCCAGUACAUGUCCAGGCCCGUCUGAAGUUUGCUAGAGUGCAUUUGGAUGAUCCAGAAGAGGAUUGGGAGAAUGUCAUAUGGUCAGAUGAAACCAAAAUAUAACUUUUUGGUAAAAACUCAACUCGUCGUGUUUGGAGGACAAAGAAUGCUGAGUUGCAUCCAAAGAACACCAUACCUACUGUGAAGCAUGGGGGUGGAAACAUCAUGCUUUGGGGCUGUUUUUCUGCAAAGGGACCAGGACGACUGAUCCGUGUAAAGGAAAGAAUGAAUGGGGCCAUGUAUCGUGAGAUUUUGAGUGAAAACCUCCUUCCAUCAGCAAGGGCAUUGAAGAUGAAACGUGGCUGGGUCUUUCAGCAUGACAAUGAUCCCAAACACACCGCCCGGGCAACGAAGGAGUGGCUUCGUAAGAAGCAUUUCAAGGUCCUGGAGUGGCCUAGCCAGUCUCCAGAUCUCAACCCCAUAGAACAUCUUUGGAGGGAGUUGAAAGUCUGUGUUGCCCAGCGACAGCCCCAAAACAUCACUGCUCUAGAGGAGAUCUGCAUGGAGGAAUGGGCCAAAAUACCAGCAACAGUGUGUGAAAACCUUGUGAAGACUUACAGAAAACGUUUGACCUGUGUCAUUGCCAACAAAGGGUAUAUAACAAAGUAUUGAGAAACUUUUGUUAUUGACCAAAUACUUAUUUUACACCAUAAUUUGCAAAUAAAUUCAUUAAAAAUCCUACAAUGUGAUUUUCUGGAUUUUUUUUCUCAUUUUGUCUGUCAUAGUUGACGUGUACCUAUGAUGAAAAUUACAGGCCUCUCUCAUCUUUUUAAGUGGGAGAACUUGCACAAUUGGUGGCUGACUAAAUACUUUUUUUCCCCACUGUAAUUUAUCAGCAAUGUGCAUGAGGGAUUCCCCAUGGUGUGUUUCUGGUAGACCUUAAUCUGCAGGAUCUGCAGGUCCUGAUGCACACACACACACACACACACACACACACACACACUCACACACACACACCCUUAUUUGGAUCCACAAAUGUACAUUUCAAGAGGGAUCCAAACCUCUCAAUGGUCACUGUAUACAUGGACACUCAAGGAUAAAGAAACCACCUUCUUCUCCAAACAGCUGAAACAGGCCAGUACCUAGCCAACUGCUUUGCUAUGGUCUUUAGCAGGGCCGUAACAUGGAGGCUAUAUACUGCAAGCCUAUGAAAGUGUCUGAGACUGACAAAUAUAAGUAUCACCAGCUUGCACCUACAGUAUUCCCGAGGCUGUCCAAGCGUGCUACCGAGGGGCUGGUAUUUUAUAUAGCAGUCAAAUGAGCAGCCCACUUCCAGAAUCCCACUUCCCACUUCCCUGACCUCUCCCUGUGUUGCUCCUGUGUUUCCAGUGGACCACAUCCUGCAGAUCCUUGGCCAGCCUCUAGGGGGUAAUGGAGAUUCCCACUCCGCUCUCAUCCCAGCCUUCCCAUUCAUCCAGACUGAGGCCAUUCAGGGCAACGAGGACUCUGACAGCAUCCAUCCCAUCACUCUCCCCCCAACACUAAGCUUCAUCAACGGGAAACACCAGGUCAGAUUUACUGUGGUUGUCUGGAUUUGUGAGAUAUGUUCAGCCUCUUUUUCAAGGACAAUUGAAGUAGAAAAGCAUCAUCGGGAUGUGUUGCAUAAAGUGACACAACAGGAAAAUUAAUAUUCAUUAAUUCAUUUAUUCAUUUAGGUGACUCUGGAGCCAGAGCUGCCAGGGAAGGAGCAGGAGGCGAGAGGAGACCAGUUUGAGACAGCCACACCAGUCCACAGUGAACUGGGAGAAGAGAUGGAUCAUGAAGAGGAGGAGAAGAGCCUCACUCCCUUUGACUAUGGAGCUAUUCAUACUGGAGAGACCAGAGAGUCCACUACUACAGACACAGACACAGACAGAUACACAACUACAGACACAGACAGAGACACAGACAGAGACACAGACAGAGACACAACUUCAGACAGAGUCACGGACAGAGACACAACUUCAGACAUAGUCACGGACAGAGACACAACUUCAGACAGAGACACAGACGGAGACACAACUUCAGACAGAGACACGGACAGAGACACAACUUCAGACAGAGUCACGGACAGAGACACAACUUCAGACAGAGACACAGACAGAUAUAGGGACAGAGAGAGGACACAGACAGAAGGAAAGACAGAGAGCUCCAAAGAAACAACCCCUUCUUCCCGACACACUUCCCCAGUCUCUUCCCCAGUCUCUUCUCCAGUCUCUUCCACAGUCUCAGCCUCAUCCUCUGGUUCCCCCCAUACUUCCCCAGAUGGCAUCUCCCCAUAUGAGGACAUGGAGGGGUCAGGCGGCCGUACCCAGGAGAGCUCAGCAGACGAUACCCGGCCCACCCCAGCCGUAGAUAGCCAAUCAGAUGUGGUCACGGACGAGACAGAGAUUGGAGGGGCGGAGAGCGUCACACACACUCCAUCUCACACACGCUACACUUACACCAAGGACACACACACUCCCUCACAGACCGAGGCGAGAGACUUUGAGGGGUCUACAUCAACAGAAGAGGAAGGCUCAGCACAGGAGGUGUACCCACCUGAAGACCCCAGAUACACUAGCCCUGGCAGCCCUGGAGCCAUUGAGGCUCCCCUGGUGGGGCCUGGGGUGAAGGGACAGGUGACUGUUACACCCGAACCAGGUGCCAGACCAGGAGCCAGACCAGCCCAGGGAGGAGUGACUGUAGGAGACCGCACUGCACAUCACACAGACUCUUCUACACAGCACAGAGACUACCCCCUCCAGCCUACCACGCAGGAUAAAGAUCUCUUUCACUCAUACUAAGGAUCAGACCAGAUACCCACCUACACAUGGGAAGGACCAAACCACUCAGCACACCACACACGAUAGAGAUCACUCCACACACACUAAAGAGCAAACCAAACAACCCUCUCACCCUAGAUUCCCCACCACCCACCACCAGGAGCAAACCAGCCACUCUACCACAGAUCAGAAGACCACACAGCACCUGAACCAAACACACACACCCCCUGCACACCCCUCCACUCCACCUCCCGCCCGCCCCUCCACUCCACCUCCCGCCCGCCCCUCCACUCCACCUCCCGCCCGCACCUCCACUCCACCUCCCGCCCGCCCCUCCACUCCACCUCCCGCCCAUCUCUCCACUCCACCUCCCGCCCGCCCCUCCACUCCACCUCCCGCCCCGCCCCUCCACUCCACCUCCCGCCCAUCUCUCCACUCCACCUCCCGCCCGCCCCUCCACUCCACCUCCCACCCGCCCCUCCACUCCACCUCCCGCCCAUCUCUCCACUCCACCUCCCGCCCCGCCCCUCCACUCCACCUCCCGCCCGCCCCUCCACUCCACCUCCCGCCCAUCUCUCCACUCCACCUCCCGCCCGCCCCUCCACUCCACCUCCCGCCCAUCCCUCCACUCCACCUCCUGCCCGCCCCUCCACUCCACCUCCCACCCGCCCCUCCACUCCACCUCCCGCCCGCCCCUCCACUCCACCUCCCGCCCAUCCCUCCACUCCACCUCCUGCCCGCCUCUCCCGCCCCAUCCCUGACUGGACCCUGACCCCCCAGACCCUCCUGCCUGACGGGGAGGAGUUUGUGGAUAAUGACCGUGUGAUUGGUUCUCCUCUGCUGGAGGCCAGCCCCCCUGUUCCUGAGGAACCCCAGUCCACCUAUCAGCCUGAAACAAGAACUGACUACUACAUCGAGGCCCAGACCGUCGAUGUCAGACGUAGGUGUAAAUCUCAGAGCCUAUUCAAUGUGUUUAAUGAUGGGUGUAUGAUGUCAUCAUGGCCAUUGGUUGUUGUUGAAUGUUGAUGAUGAUAAUAAUGUUCUUGAUGAUAAUAAUAAUGUUAUUGAUGAUGAUAAUAAUGUUCUUGAUGAUGAUAAUAAUGUUAUUGAUGAUGAUAAUAAUGUCCUUGAUGAUGAUGAUAAUAAUGUUAUUGAUGAUGAUAAUAAUGUUCUUGAUGAUAAUAAUAAUAUAUAAUGUUGUUGAUGAUGAUAAUAAUGUUCUUGAUGAUAAUAAUAAUGUUCUUGAUGAUGAUAAUAAUGUUAUUGAUGAUGAUAAUAAUGUUCUUGAUGAUAAUAAUAAUGUUCUUGAUGAUGAUAAUAAUGUUCUUGAUGAUGAUAAUAAUGUUCUUGAUGAUGAUAAUAGUGUUAUUGAUGAUGAUAAUAGUGUUAUUGAUGAUGAUGAUGCUGAUAAUGCUGAUAAUGAUGACAAUGACAGCGAUGAUGUUAACUUUGCGAUGAUGCUAAUGAUAACUGCUGUGAUGAUGAGGAUGAUAAUGAUGAUGAUAUGUGUGUGUCUGUCUCAGCUCUGCAGCAGUGCACUGUGAAUGUGUGUCUGAACGAAGCAUCUUGCUACCAGAGAGGCAACGCCAGCAUCUGUGCGUGUGCACAUGGAUACACCGGACAGCGCUGCGAGACAGGUACACACAUACGCACACACACACACACACACACACACACACAUACACACACACACACACACACACACACACACACACACACACACACACACACACACACACACACACACACACACACACACACACACACACAUACACACACACACAGUUAUAUUAUAUUCUGUGUCAUUUGUGUAGAUGUUGACGAGUGCCAGUCCAACCCAUGUCGUAAUGGAGCCACCUGUAUGGACGGAGUCAACUCCUUCAGCUGUGUGUGUCUGCCCAGCUAUGCAGGACAGCUCUGUGAACAAGGUAACACACACACCAGUGCAGCUGCUUUGAUCAAAGCUUUUACAGAAAAGAGACAGCCUUUCAAGCCAACCAACAAAAGUGGUAAAUUAUUCUAGUGGAACUGCCAGCUCUUGGUCGUAUUUAGUCAGUAGACAGACUCCAUUCUCUGGAUCAGGCUGAGAAAACCAUUGUCCAAGGUUGACUAUGGCUGUGUAUAGGGCUGCAUCACACACACAGACACAUACGCAUUCACACACACACACACACACACACACACACACACACACACCCACACCCACACACACACACACACAGUGAGUCAUGUCUCUGCUCCCUGGAUAUCCCCUAACGCUGGGCGUUGGCUGCACACUAGAUUAGUUCCAGCUCCAUCCCCAAUACUGCUGCUUUUACUCAGCAAUAAUACUGUACUGCAUGCUCACGUACAUACACCCAAUAACAUCUUCAUUCACCCUCUUACUGUAUCUGUAACAGUGCAUACAGAAAUAUAUUGCUAAACAAACAAACACACUGACAGCCACACCUGGAGAACCACAGCUGUGUUCUGCUGCUAGUGGGCCAGAGGAGAGAGAGAAAGGAGAGAAUUAGUCCAUUAUUUUAUUAGAAAGAUGUUGCAGCUGUGGUGAACUGGAUCAAUGCAGGCUGUACUAACCACUGGCAUUGACCAAACCAACUCUUUAUCCAGUACAGAGCUGCUCGUUGACAUUGUGUGUGUGUGUUAGUGUGUGUGUGUGUGUGUGUGUGUGUGUGAGCAUGUGCGUGUGUGUGUAAGUAUGUGCAUGCGUGUGUAGCCAGGGACGGGGGUAUGAUAAGUUAAUAAAGGUGAUCUGAAGUUUGCUGAUGAUAGACGUACCCUGAGGCCUUGAUUAAAUGUAAUAUUAUUGUCAAUUGCACUCCAGGUCCAGCCGAAACUUGACUUCCGCUUUUAACCCAACCCCUCUGAAUCGGAGAGGUGCACGGGGCUGCCACAUUGGGCGCCCGGGGAGCUGUUGUUGUGGGGGCGUUGCUCAGAGGCAGAACGACAGAUUUUUCACCUUGUCGGCUCAGGGAUUCAAGCGGUCAACCUCUGGGUUACUGGCCAGCACUCUAACUGCUAGGCCACCUGCCACCCCGUAACCCCCUAUCUAACACACACCACAUGCUCUCUCAGUCUACCAGUCUUGCUUUAACCCUUUAUAAUGUUUGUAUGUUUCUCUAGACAUUAUAAUUGAUGACAUCACAAAGACCUGCCUAUUCAGCCCGUAUGAUAUGAAUAACACUGGCCAUUCCCUAGCAACGAACUUAGCAACAAGACUUGCGGGAAAAAAGCAAAACAGACCCGAGAAGUUAACAGUGGUUUUUGCAGAUUGGCAUUCGCUGUAUCAAGUGUCUCAUCAUUAAAUUAUGUCAACACAUGAUGUGUUGCUUUUCAUAACAUAUUGAACCCAUUCAACAUUCUACAGUAGAACACUCAGAAUAAACUUCUAGAAGAAUGAAACUACUCUAAGCAACUAUUCAGAAUUGUAAUUCUAUUAGAACAGCUCACCAGAGAAUCAUGUGUGUGAAUAGUCAUCUCAUCCAAGCCAGCAGCAUGCCAGAUCAUGGUGUUCUGACAUAGCAUUGUGGACCCACUAACAUACACUUCAUGACCAAAUCUAGCAAAGUCCAAAAUUAACAAAGAGGGUUCACUAUGGAGCUACAGUCCCUUAGUGCAGUAGCAUGCUCUUCUAUACUCGACUUACACAGGCGGAUCAAUGUGUGUGAAUGCAUGAGAGCGAGCAAUCUUGUGUGUGUGUGUGUGUGUGUUUGGCCUAGAGAACAGGGGAACUUGUGAGGGUUUCCAAAGAGGAUAAUGAGCACCAACUGUGAGUCUGUGAGCUCAUUCAGUCAGGGACCUUUCUAAACCAGCUGGAGCUCUUUCUCUUUUAUAGUCCACCCUUCGUUUUAGUUUCUCUCUCUUUAACUCUCUCACUCUGUUUCUAUGUCUCUGUUUCUCUCUCUUCUCCCCUAAUUUUGUGCAAUUUGUUUAAUCUCUGUGGAUAUUGUUAGCCAUUGAUUCCUCUGAUAGUCAAUGAUUCCUCUCUCUGCCUCUCUCUCCCCCCAGACACAGAGGUGUGUGAGUAUGGCUGGCAGAAGUUCGAGAGCCAUUGUUAUAAGUACAUCACCCACCGUCGGACCUGGGACGCCGCCGAGAGAGAGUGUCGUGUCCAAGGAGCCCACCUAGCCAGUGUCCUGUCACAGGAGGAGCAGCUGUAUGUCAACCGUAAGUCCCGCCUCCCUUAGGUUGUCAUUGGUCACAGGUAACAGGUCCAGGUUAGGGUGAGAGGUCAGAGGGUAGAGAGUAUGGGGCAUAGAGAUAUUGUGUGUCAUAUGUAGCACUCAAGUCUCCAUAAUGAAACUGUUUUGAUGAGUCUGCACAACAAACUGUAAAAGACUGAUGUCUGUGCAACAUGCAGCUCAGGUUGUGGUAACAACAUGACAACAUGACCCAGUUUGGCUGACUAGUUUAUUGGGGACAGUUCACAGUAGGGGGGACUCACGCCAUACCCUAGGGCUGCUUACCUACUGCACAGUAAGUACCCCCUCUGCUCUGGUCUGUAUCAUUCAUGCACACACUGCAAACUACCCACUGGGCACAGACGUCAGUUCAACGUCUAGUUAUGAUUUACAUUUUGUUGAGUUGUCAACUAACGUGAAUUCAGUGUAAAAUCAACACAUUUCACCAUGUCAUUGAAUUUAAAAGUUCCACAUUGACGUGGAAACAACGUUGAUUCAACCAGAAAGGGGGAAAGAGGGAGUGAUUUGCAGUGUUUUGGGGCUUACAAAGCAGGAUUUGGGAACAAGGAAGCUGGUGAUUCACACAUCUUAAAAUGUCUUUGUGAUUUCCUGUUGGAGAGCUAGACAGAAGCAGGCCUAACUGUUGUUUCUCACCCCCAGGCCUGGGCCAUGACUACCAGUGGAUCGGUCUGAACGACAAGAUGUAUGAGAGAGACUUCCGCUGGACAGACGGCAGCAUCAUGGUAAGACAGGAGAAAAUCCCCCUGAUUAGAUACACUACAUGGUCCAAAGUAUGUGGACACACCCUUCAAAUAAUGGAUUUGGCUAUUUCAGCCACACAUGUUGCUGACAAGUGUAUAACAUCGAGCACACAGCCAUGCAAUCUCCAUAGAUAAACAUUGGCAGUAGAAUAUCCCGUACUGAAGAGUGACUUUCAGCGUGGCACCGUCAUAGGAUGCCACCUUUCCAACAAGUCAGUUCGUCAAAUUUCUGCCCUGCUAGAGCUGCCCCGGUGAACUGUAAGUGCUGUGAAGUGGAAACGUCUAGGAGCAAUAACGGCUCAGCCGCGAAGUGGUUGGCCACACAAGCUCAAAAUCGUCUGUCCUCGGUUGCAACACCCACUACCGAGUUCCAAACUGCCUCUGGAAGUAACGUCAGCACAAUAACUGCUCUUCAGGAGCUUCAUGAAAUGGGUUGCCAUGGUCGAGCAGCCACACACAAGCCUAAGAUCACCAUGCGCAAUGCUAUGCGUCGGCUGGAGAGGUGUAAAGGUCGCCGCCAUUGGACUCUGGAGCAGUGGAAACAUGUUCUCUGGAUUGAUGAAUCACGCUUCACCAUCUGGCAUUCCAAUAGACUAAUCUGGGUUUGGCGGAUGCCAGGAGAACGCUACCUGCCCCAAUGCAUAGUGCCAACUGUAAAGUUUGGUGUAGGGGGAAUAAUGGUCUGGGGCUGUUUUUCAUGGUUCGGGCUAGGCCCCUUAGUUCCAGUGAAGGGUGAUCUUAAUGCUACAGCAUACAAUGACAUUCUUCCAACUUUGUAGCAACAGUUUGUGGAAGAACUUGACUUUCCUGCACAGAGCCCUGACCUCAACCCUAUUGAACACCUUUGGGAUGAAUUGGAGCACCGACUGCCUAAUCGCCCAACAUCAGUGCGCGACGUCAUUAAUGCUCUUGUGGCUGAAUGGAAGCAAGUCCCUGCAGCAAUGUUCCAACAUCUAGUGGAAAGCCUUCCCAGAAGAGUGGAGGCUGUUGUUAUAGCAGCAAAGGGGGGACCAACUCCAUAUUAAUGCCCAUGAUUUUGGAAUGAGAUGUUCGUUUGGCCACAUAGUGUAUGAUAUGAUGUGAUAUGGGUGUUACAGAUGGUCUUAUCACACACUCUCACACACACACACACACACACAAACUGCGCAGCUCCAGAGAAUGUCCAGCUGUUUUCUCUGUAUGAAGUGUGAGCUGAGACAUGGAGUAAGGACAGUGUGUGUGUGUGUGUGUGUGUGUGUGUGUGUGUGUGUGUGUGUGUGUGUGUGUGUGUGUGUGUGUGUGUGUGUGUGUGUGUGUGUGUGUGUGUGUGUGUGUGUGUGUGUGUGUGUGUGUGUGUUGCUGUGCGCGCACAGCCACAAGAGAGAGACACAGAUGAUACUGUUGAAACAAUGUUUUUUUUAAACAGAGUUAUCGCUCAGUACUGCAAGACACACCCUUGUUCAGUUCUAAGUGUACGUGUGUGUUUGGGUGUGUGUUUGAGUUAACACGCGUUAAUGCAUAGCUGUAGCCGUUUGGACCAGGGACGCUGCAACAAAAAUAUCCUAAAGAAGAGAAGGGGGAGGCGGGGAAAGUUGGGGAGAAUUCCCCCUGUCCCCAUGCCAGAGGGUGGUGGGGGGUGGUCGGGGUUAGCUAAACAUCUGGUUCAGUUUCACAGUAGAGAUUAUGGGUCUGGCUCACUGAGAUGGAGCAAUAGCACCCCAGUAUGCCCUCUCUGUGUAUUACAGCCACAGACUAACCACCUCUGUCACGGUAGGAGUCUCCACUGGGUUCUUUCCUCUAGAGGCGGUUUAAUUAGUAAAUCUUCUGACAGGUCACAGAAUAGCAGGGUUAACAAAGGAACCUUGUGUAAUAAACCAAUAGGCUUGUUAAAAGGUAUUGUCAUCUGGUCCCUAUAGUAGCUAGAGAUGAAUGAGAUUGGUAAAGAAGUUACAAUGAGAUUCCUCCCCUGUGUUAUACGGUGACUACCUUAUAGGUGAGGUGUAUUGUGAAUGAUGAUCUUAUACAAUAAGGGCUGUGUGAGCUAUCAGAGUAACUGUGGUGAUGUUUAGCUGUUAGUGAAUGUGGGUGCAGUAAAAAGGUCUAAACUUUGGUGAUGAUGAGAGUGUGUAAUUGUUUGUUUGCAGCAAUAUGAGCACUGGCGUCCCAACCAGCCAGACAGUUUCUUCCAGUCUGGUGAGGACUGUGUGGUGAUGAUCUGGCACGAGGGAGGACAGUGGAACGAUGUACCCUGCAACUACCACCUCACCUUCACCUGCAAGAAGGGCACAGGUAACACACACACACCAGGGUUGGGGUCAAUUCCAUUUAAAUUCCAGUAAAUUCAGAAUGUAAACCAAAUUUCAAUUUUGUCAUUGAAAAUCGUUGAAGAGAAUUGGAAUUGGAAUUUCAAUGUACUUCCUGAUUUGAUUGGAAUUGAAUUGGAAUUGAUCCCAACCCUGACAUGCACUCACUCACUCACUCACUCACUCACUCACUCACUCACUCACUCACUCUCGCGCGCACACACACACACACACACACACACACACACACACACACACACACACACACACACACACACACACACACACACACACACAAACACACACACACAUUCACACUCACACACACACACACACACCUUACCCCUGUCCUCUCUCCUCCCUCCAGUCUCUUGCAGCCAGCCCCCAGUAGUGAAGGAUGCCUGUGUGUUUGGUUCUAUGAAGCCUCGUUAUGAGAUCAACACUCUGGUUCGUUACCACUGUAAAAACGGCUUCAUACAGAGACAUGUCCCCACCAUCCGCUGCCGUGACAACGGCCAAUGGGACAGCCCAAAGAUCACCUGCAUGAGCCGUGAGUACCGUCCACUUCCGCUGUCUCAAUGACUACCAGAACUGACUACACACACCAUCUAAUCAGGGCCUUGAUCCAACGACAUUAACAAUCUCUCCUUUUGUUUUUUCAGCCGCUACCUACCAGAAGUCUUUUGUUUCUAGGCAACGUACCGGAAAUCACAAUCAUAACCAGAAUCAGUACAAUCACAACACUCAAAACCAGCACCAAUACAACUAUCAAAACCACCAAUACAACUAUCAAAAACAACAAUAUAACAAUCCAAAUAAUCAAGACCAACAGAAGAACUAUAACCAGAAACGUCAGGGCAGCCGUAACCAGCAGCAACAGAGCCAGAGAGAGAGGAGACAUCAACACUAAUCUGAUCUCUGGUCAAUCCUUAAAAGCACAGAUAAUGUUGCAAAAUUCCAGUAACUUUCCCAAAAUUCCGAAUUUUUCCAGAAAUCCUGGUUCCUGCUUAUUCCCUCCCUCCUUCCAACCGGGAUUUCUGGAAUUUUGAGUAAUGUAGUAAUCCCAGACCAACUCAGAUCGAAUCCAAAGGGCUAGCUAGGGCCAGACCCAUAGACAUACAUUCAUAACUAUUUAUAAAUAUGUAUAGCUAUGGCUCUGGAUAGGGCCGUGGGGGUAUUUCACAAGGCAUAAUCAUAAUCAGCAAGCUAACUCUGAUAAAAACACUUUUCUAAUUUAUAAACAGGUUUUAUAAACAUUGUUACACAGAGUAUUGAGUCCAUUUCAAAUUCAACUAGGACAAAUUAAAGUUUCUGAAUAUUUUUUGAAGUUAGCUGGCUAACUUGAUCUUGAUCUUACUUAGUGAAAUCCACCCCAGAUCACGUCUGAUUCUUCCUACAACUGUGACACACAGUGCCUUAAUGGUUAAUACAGCAACAAUGACCAUCUCUAGAACAGGAGAGCUUGACUGUUCCUGCUCUAGAGGUACACAUCUCAAUCCAGUGCUUUCUGAAUAUUUCCACUUUACCCUGUUUCUUUUUCCUGAGAAAUAAUCCACUGAAAAGGCAUAUAAAAUAGAUAUUUGGCUCACUACUAGAAUGUCUGCCUGUGUGCUGGUGACAAGUUUGCAAUUAUUCCAGUGAAAGAGACCAUAGUUUAUUAUUUGGAAUAAUGAGCAUUCACAUAAUCACAUCAGCAAGUUAUGAAGGUUUAUAUGAAUCAUUCCAUAUUUUCUGCUCACAGAAUGUGAGAUAAAAAGUUGAUUGUUCUCAUAUAACCCCCACCCCCUUCAGAACAGCCUCAAUUCGUCGGGGUAUGGACUCUACAAGGUGUUGAAAGCGUUCCACACGGAUGCUGGCCUAUGUUGACUCCAAUGCUUCCCACAGUUGUGUCAAAUUGGCUGGAUGUCCUUUGGGUGGUGGACCAUUCUUGAUACACACGGGAAACUGUUGAGUGUGAAAAACCCAGCAGCAUUGCAGUUCUGGCACCUACUACCAUACCCCGUUCAAUGGCACUUAAAUCUUUUGUCUUGUCCAUUCAUCCUCUGAAUGGCAUACAUGCACAAUCCAUGUCUCAAUUGUCUCAAGGCUUAAAAAUCCUUCUUUAACCUCUCUCCUCCCCUUCAUCUACACUGCUUGAAGUGGAUUUAACAGGUGACAUCAAUAAGGCAUCAUAGCUUUCACCUGGAUUCACCUGGUCAGUCUAUGUCAUGGAAAGAGCAGGUGUUCUUAAUGUUGUGUGUACUCAGUGUAGAAUUGAUUCAAUAUUGUACAUACAGGCAGUAUGUCAUAUGAAUUCAUUUUAUGUGAAAAAAAAAGAAAAGAAAAAUGCCACACAUUUAUCACACUCUAUGAAGUGAAAGCAGUCACCUCCCGCAGUGGCUCUCCAGUGUAUUCAAAAACAUCAGUAAUACCUUCAUCGUAAAGACAAUGGUUUUAAAAGGGAGUGUUUUUUAAAAUGUUUAACCAUUUUUAUACAUACAAUGAUAAAGAGGAAAAUAUAGAGUAGAAUGAAUGUCAGGUAUGUGGGUGGGCAUGUGCUGUGGCUAGGGACCUGACUCAUAAGAUAGAGGAUAAAGUUAUAUAUGAAGACAUAUCUGUUUAAUUUAUUGCAUAUAUUACACCUGUUUAGUAAAGUUAUACAAUCCAGAUAUCUGAGCUGUUACCACGCUGUGCAGGGGGUUGACCUGUACCUGAGAAUCACGCCAAACUGCUCUCAAAAGAACCAACUAUGAGAAACAUGCAGGUCGUGUUCCCCUACUCAGACGUUGCAUUCAUCAACCAAUGGUUGCGUGCCAGAUCAUCAACUGUGCCGUCAGGCACCAGAUUGCUAUAACAUAUGUUGUUAGCUGAUACGUAAAAUACCUAUCCAGGCACGUCUGAGCAGAGGAACACGACCUCAAAGACACUUGAACUAUGACCUUUUAGAAAUACAAGUUAUUCCUUUUUCCGUAAGGCAUAAAAUUGGUCCAAAAAAAGAGUAGUUCAAAUACUUUUUCAGUAUAUCCUGUUGCUAUCAUCUGUAAAAUAUCUGUAUAAAUCAAUUGGUCCUGAUUAAGCAUGAACAACAGCACAAAGAGGACACGGUAUUGAACGUUUAUAGGCUAGUAUCUCUGUUCCUCAGUGAGAGGAUUCUGCUGCAUUUGUCUUCUUUGUUUACUGCUUUCAUCCAUUCUGUUUGCUCUUCAUGUAUGUGUUUUAUCAUCCAUGUGUGUUUCUACCCAGAGAGUGAUGGGGAUACUGUAUCGGAGGAGGCAGAGGGAAUGUGA
Messenger RNA from Coregonus sp. 'balchen', 33377 nucleotides. The record is from the annotation of a GenBank genome assembly. Lineage: Eukaryota; Metazoa; Chordata; Actinopteri; Salmoniformes; Salmonidae.